Stomoxys calcitrans (stable fly) is the source of this 876-nucleotide messenger RNA. Its product is annotated as circadian clock-controlled protein daywake. The transcript is spliced from 3 exons. The record is from RefSeq and is a predicted model, not a curated record. Bases 85 to 849 code for a protein of 254 amino acids. Lineage: Eukaryota; Metazoa; Arthropoda; Insecta; Diptera; Muscidae.
CAUCUAGUAUUCAAGUUCAGACGGUAACGGAAUCGUUGUAAGAGCAAAUCCCUAAGAAUCUUAAAAAAAAUAAAUUAAAACGAAAUGAAUGAAAAGUGUGUGUCAGGUAGUAUUCUAAUUACUGCCAUUGUAUGGGCAUUGUCGUUGCCAACUCAUGGUGGAGAGUUACCUACCGAAAUAACCAAAUGCAAGGUGGGAGACAAUGAUUGUGUACGAGAUAAAAUACAAGAAAUAUGCCGCAAAUACCCCAAAGGCAAUCCCAGUUUUGCUUUUCCGGACAUAAGUGCGCUUCGCAUGGAAAACAUUACCAUAACCCGGGCCAAUGACCGAUCGCCGUUGCAGUUGAAUUUUAAAUUUUUGCAUUUGAUUAAUUAUGGCAUAGAAACUAUUAAAAUCUUAAAAACCACUGGAUGGACCAAGGACCCCAAGAUUAUUGAAAUGGAGGGUGAAAUUCCUCUUCUUCGAUUGGUGGGCCACUACCAGGCGGAUGGUAAAAUUUUACUUUUUAACCUAAAUGGCGAAGGCGAGGCUAGUAUUGAGUUAGCCGAUUGCAGGGUCCAACUCAAGGCUCGUGUGAAACUGGAAAAGAGAAGUGAUGGAAAAAAUUAUCUUAAAAUUGUAAAAUUAACGGUUACCUUGGAACCUAAGAAGAGCUAUUCCAAACUAGAAAAUUUGAUAAAAGGUAAUAAAGAACUGUCGGAUAGUGUAAAUGACGUCAUAAAUGAAAACUGGCGAGACGUUUGGAAUGAACUGAGGACUGGCACCAAUGAUGUUACAUCUCAGAUAUAUUUUAAUAUUAUAGGCAAUGUUUUAGAUGUAUUAUCGUAUGAUGAUUUCUUUGCAGAAUAAAGUUGCUGUAAUUAAAACAAAAAAUAA